Lactuca saligna is the source of this 2285-nucleotide messenger RNA. The record is from the annotation of a GenBank genome assembly. Lineage: Eukaryota; Viridiplantae; Streptophyta; Magnoliopsida; Asterales; Asteraceae.
AUGGUUAGGGAUGCUAUGUUAGCGUGCCAAGUCACCCUUCUCCGGCGUUCGGCGACCUCUCCGGCUCUCUCCUACCCUCCGGCGACCUCUCUCCUACCCUCAUCUCGAAACAAUAAAAGAUAUACAAAGAAGAGUGAGAUGGAUGAAGAAGUGUUGGAUAAAGCUGUAUAUUUGUAUUUAAAGAAAAAGGGAUUUACCCAAACUGAACAGAUUUUUCAACAAGAACAGCAGAACAAGAACAAGAACUCCAGCUCAUCUGUUACUGCUUCCGAUGUUUCCCUUUCAGACCCAGAUCUUGCUAAACAAAUCCUCGCGUUUUCCCAGUCAGAAAGUAUCCCAACACUAUACCAUGAUGGAUACAGCAAGUUGAGGUCAUGGACUUAUAGCUCACUAGAUUUAUACAAGCAUGAGUUGCUUCGUGUUCUCUACCCAGUAUUUAUCCACUGUUUCAUGGAUCUCAUAGCAAAAGGCCAUCUUCAAGAAGCUCGAGCAUUCUUCAAUACCUUUCGUGAAGAUCAUGAGAUGAUGCAUUCACGUGAUCUCACAAAAUUAGAAGGUGUUCUUUCCCCAUCUCAUUUAGAGGAAAUGGAGUUUGCUCACACCCUAAGGCAGAGCAAAGUGAAUAUAAAGAUAUGCCAGUAUUCUUAUGAUCUUCUUCUGCAAUAUCUACACAAGACACAAUCCAUUACAAUGCUUGGUAUUAUCAAUGAGCAUAUUGACUUCCAAGUUUCUCCUGGACAACCUAGCUCAAUUUCUGAUGAUGCUGAAGCCUUUUCACUUGUUGGAAGUGGACAGGAUGCUGCUAAUUUAAUAAAUCAGAAAGAAAUACAUUGGGGGUUGCUUGAAGAUUCUUUAGAAGAUCGGCUUGAUAAAGCAGGUGGGUUGCUCUCAGAUUCAGAAAAGACAGAAGGAGAAGGUAAAGAAGGAGAGUUAGAUGAGAAUAAGAAAAAAUCAGCAGAUGGUGGAAAGCAAGGUGGGCCCCUCAAGAAGCUAAAGAAGGACAAGGUUGUUGGUGGGGCAGGGAAAGCUGCCCGAGGGGAGGGUGACAAGUCAACUGCUGCCCCCACGAGUCAAACCCGAGCUUACUUUGCCAACAAUAUCAACAGAUUUAGUUUCUACACAUUCAUUAAUACACAUAACGGAUUAAAUUGUUCAUCAAUAUCCCACGAUGGAUCAUUAGUGGCUGGAGGAUUCUCAGAUUCAUCACUCAAGGUGUGGGACAUGGCAAAACUUGGGCGGAUGGGGAGUUCUGGUGAAAAUGAUUCGGAUGGAUCAAAUGGUGGAAAAAGGUCUUACACUUUGUAUCAGGGGCAUUCUGGUCCGGUUUAUUCAGCUUCAUUUAGUCCUUUUGGGGAUUUUCUGUUAUCAUCAUCGUCAGAUUCAACAAUUCGAUUAUGGAGCACAAAGUUGAAUGCAAAUGUUGUGUGCUACAAGGGUCACAAUUACCCUGUAUGGGAUGUUCAGUUUAGUCCACUUGGACACUAUUUUGCAAGUGCAUCUCAUGAUAGAACAGCUAGGAUUUGGUCAAUGGAUAGAAUUCAGCCUCUAAGAAUACUUGCAGGACAUUUAUCUGAUGUUGAUUGUGUAGAAUGGCAUAUGAACUGCAAUUACGUUGCAACGGGAUCAAGUGACAAAACAGUUCGUUUAUGGGACGUACAAAGUGAUGGAAGUAUAAUGAUGUGGGAUGUUUCCAAUGGUCGAUGUGUCACUCCUCUUGUGGGCCAUACUUCAUGUGUCUGGUCUCUUGCUUUCAGUUGUGAGGGAUCCCUUCUUGCAUCUGGUUCCGCUGAUUCAACUGUUAAAUUAUGGGACGUUAACACAAGCGCAAAAACGCCGAAAAACGAAGACAAUAAAAGUGGAAAUACAAAUAGACUGAGAUCACUCAAGACUCUACCUACCAAAUCCACCCCGGUUUAUGCUUUACGGUUUUCGCGAAGGAAUCUUCUUUUUGCUGCUGGGGCUCUUUCUACAAAUGUGUAAAAUUGGCGUAGUUGCGUUGACUUAUUUUUAUCUUGUAGUUUAUUUAGUUGAAUCAUUUGAAUCUCUAGUGAAGCAAAAUAGCAAAUGCAGUUAAUUUUGUUUUUGUUUUUUUUAUUUGUUUGUUAAUAUUUAUUUUAAAGCAUGUUUCGUUUCAGUUUUUAACUAAAUCUGAAACCGAAUUGAAAAUUUUUGUGUAUGACUUUGUAGAAAGGAAAGCGUUAGUUUUUUUUUAUUAGGUAAUGCUAACAUUCAACAUAAAACAAUAAGUUUACUAAAAAAUAAUGGUAGACGUUGUAAAUGCAUAA